Molecule: messenger RNA, 531 nt
Organism: Acanthisitta chloris (rifleman)
Lineage: Eukaryota; Metazoa; Chordata; Aves; Passeriformes; Acanthisittidae
Product: epidermal differentiation-specific protein-like
Exons: 1
Coding region: 1-531 (176 amino acids)
Biological process (GO): visual perception; lens development in camera-type eye
Molecular function (GO): structural constituent of eye lens
Source: RefSeq, a predicted model, not a curated record
AUGGGGAAAAUCAUCAUUUAUGAGCAUGUCUACUUCCAGGGUUUGUCCAAAGAAUUCACCACUGACAUUGCCAGUCUACCUGAUGUGGGUUGGAAUGACAUUGUCUCCUCAGUGAAAGUAAUUGGGCAGCCUUGGGUGGUUUACGAGCAUGUAAACUAUACUGGCAAAUUUAUGGUACUUGAGGAGGGAGAAUAUAGCACUGUGGGUAAAGAUAUGAACGAUAAGAUCAGUUCUCUGCAGCUGAUCACUGAUAAUCUGCACAAUCCUCAAAUCACUCUCUAUGAACAUGUUGAAUAUAAAGGAAGGAGCAAGGUAGUAACAGAAGCAACCAGUCUGGCAGCUGGAGAUUUUGAUGACAUCAUAUCGUCUCACCAAGUCCAGAGAGGUGCCUGGCUGUUGUGUGAAAACAGUGAUGGAAGUGGAAUUCAAUACAUUGCCCGAGAACAUGAAGAACUCCCAAAUUACAACGCAAUCAACUUCAAUGACAAGCUUUCAUUCCUGCGUCCCCUUCGCCCUGGCCAUGGCCGUUAG